AUGGAGAGGCAAAACUCGUCAUCUCAUCCGAUAAUUCCGUCAGGUUUCGCCAACUCAAGCUUUGCAUCAACGUUCACAGGAAUAACAUCACCAGCUGGCAAUGUAUCAAAUCCCUUGCUCAUGUCAACGUUGCAUCAUCUUCAAGGAUUGUCCGCCGCAGGCAGUGCAGCAGCGUUACUCCCAAGUACUCCACAGUUAACGCUCGGCGGACAGUUCGCUUCUGAGUUCAAUAAUAUCGCCACUAUGGGCUGGCCUGCACAAAACGCUAGUGCUGCUUGGUUUGAACAGGCAAAAGUGGCUGCGAUGUUGCCAAUGUACGGCGUAUUGUCAGCUGGUGGUGUCAAAUCCGGGUAUGUCUCGUUGCAUUCAAUUUCUCCUAAUUAUGAAAUGACGGCACCAGUUGAUGCGAAUGCUUUAACACCACCAAUGCGUUCUACAUCAGGCUCAUCGCAAAGCGUCAAUGCAUCCGCUCUCCUAUCGAACACAUGUCCAGUCUCAAUUUCUAGUGGUGUCUUUCCAAUAAACUCAGGAGGAAAUUUUAUGAAUAAUUUACAAGAAUGUAGCCCAAGAGAACAACAGCAAUCAAGUGAGGUGUCAUUAGGAGUAUCAUCGGCAACACCGCAGCGAAUGCAGCAAUCAAGCGCACUCUCAUUGAAAAAAUCCAUCUCAUCGUCACCAAUUGAUGCAAAUAUGCAGAUGUCAUCCAGCGGCAUCACCGUGGUGGAUAUGACUCGUCCGAGUUCGAUUCAAAGCCAUACUUCGUCUGAGAUCAUACGACCAGGUUCCUCCUCAGCAGUCUCAUCACAUGGUGCACCAAGUUCAGUUGUUUCGAUCCAUUCCAACAUUGGUUCUGUUGAAUGCCCAGUGGCUAGUGCUAUUCAUCAACCAGCAUCCGUUUCUGCUCUAAACUCCAUAGAGAUCACUGGUGUGACCACUGCUAGCGUUCGACCAAAUUCACUGCAGAGUGCGAGUUGCGCGUAUCAAAUUGUUGAUUUGCAUAACAAUCCGUCUCACUCACAUCCGGCAUCGGUUGAGACUUCCUCUUCGUCAAUACCAACUCCAGGCUCUCAAGGAAGUGUAGCUGCGGUACAACAGCAACAGCAAAUAUCAGCUUAUGACCUAACAGCAGCGAAUCAACACAUGUCUGCGAUGCAUGUUGAACCGUCCUCUUCAUCAUUACUGAGCACAUCAGGCGAUGUGGUGAAUGCUCCAACAACAUCCACUGACAUCGUUCAGGAUUUCACGCUCGCGCACGAUCAGCAAACUCCUGGAUCGUCACAUGAGAACGCACUGGACGCUGGUAAUUUGGAGGAUUUGCCGUGGUCGAGUAUUGACUUGGGUGAUAUAGAUCUAUUCGGUGUUGCAUCUGCAGCCGAUAAAGAUGUGAUGCACUCAGUGCUCGAUAUGGACCCGUCGAUUAUGAAUCGUCUCUUCAGUAAUGAUCCCCCUCAAUCCUCUUUCUCCACCACAGCUGACACCAAUACGAAAGCUGCACAAAGAACGCCACCAUCGAGCUGUGUUCCACCAGUUGUGCAAAUGGUGACACCAAAAAUUCGCGAAAAAAUAAAAAUGCGUCGUGAAAAAGAAUUGGCUGAUGCGGACAAAGAGCUCGACCGAUUACUAUCGCUGGUGGCCAAAAAGGAUGCGAAAUCAACACCAAAACCAAAGAUUCCACCAUCGCUGCCCCUGUUUGAUCCGUUAUUAUUUGUUAAACCGGAAGAAAAUUCAAGCGAUAAGAAAAUAAGUCUCAGUCCGGUUCAGUUUACUCCACCAGAUUCGCCAACACCGUCAACCUCAUCAACAAGCAUUGUCACGUCUUCUUUUUUCUUUCCCACCUCGCAACCGUCAACAUCUUCUGCGUAUCGAACCACAACGAAUGUUGCUGUACAAAGACCUGAGCCAUCUCCUUCGGUCACUCCAUAUGUCUUCAUGCCUACGGUUGAUAAGAAACCAAAGUGCAAUAAAAUUCCCAUCUAUAAACAAAAAUCGAAAACGUUCGUGUGCACCACUCCCAAAUCAGAGGAUCCACCUGCAAAAAGUGCAGCCGAUGACGCUUAUAGUUUCACUGACGACGAAGAGGAGGGAGCGUUACCGUCCGGUGCAACCAUGUCAGAAUCGCAGUUGAAAGAGCAGAGGUUAGAAGCUGAAGUGGCACAGAAGUUGGCGAGGAUUAACAGCGUUCAUCCGGAGCUCAAACAUAAAAUUGCUUGUCUUGAAGCUCAGAGCCAACAGGAUCUAUGGAGGCACGUUGUACCGAAGAAACGACACACGGCUGCAGUUGCCGAAAGACCGUGUGUUCCGUCUACUCCCUUAUUACCACCCGCUUCUGCGUCCGAUCAGCGUGCGGAUACUGCUGGCACUUCAGCUCAAAAAGCUCCCGAAGUGUUGACGUUAGCCGAAUCCUUACAGCGCCGGAAGCAGUAUCGUUCGUCGUACGGAUUUUUGAAAACAAAAUGUCUUGAUGACAAAAACACUGCAAAAAAUGAAUGUAGCGAACAGCCAUCUGUAAUUAGCAUUAAAGUGGAACCUCAAGAGGAAUAUAAACCAGACAACGGUCUGUUGCCACAAUAUCGACCGUUACCAAAACUGUUGAUUCGUCUUCCAAAACGAUCGCUUCAAGAGUCUCCGUCUCGUUCCGAGAAAUCGAAAAAGAAAAAGAAAAGGAAGCGUAAAGAUCGUGAUCGGGAAUGGGAGGGAUCUGAGAAGAAGAGGAAGAAGAAAAAGCAUAAACAUAAACAUCACAAACGUGAACACGAAUAUGAGGCGCGUGUUAUUACGGUUGACGAUGAGCAAUGGCGCAAUGCGGAGCCGAUCAAUCGACCAGCUGAGAUGGCUAUAUUCAGCAAGAAACGUCGAUUGAUGAUGCAGUGGAAUGAUGAUGAAGAGCAUUAUGUUGAACCAGGUUCACGACAAGACGAUACUUGUCGGCGAUAUUCAAGUACGCUUCUUAAUGAAUGUGAACGUAGGGGUUCAUUGAAUGAUAGUACUGAAUGGAGUCUACCUACCAAAUUCAGUCAGGCUAACGGACACUUAACGAAAGGCACAUUCGUGGUAUGCAAAGCAGAUAUUCUCAAAGAAGAAUGUCCUUUAUGGCGAGUCGACAAUCAGAAUCUGCUGCAAAAGUAUCCACCCAUUAAAAUGGACAACAAAAUUGCUUACAAAAAUAGUUCGACGUAUUCUGGUUGGUGUGAUCAAAUCGCCGAUGGCUAUUUGGUUGUGGAAGUUCGUUUUUUAAAGCAUACUCGAUCGGAAUCUAUUGUUGAACCACAUCUACCACUCUUCGAUAUGUUCCCAGCAGUCAGCUCAGAAGUUGAUGAAAAGACCUCACAAUGUAGUGAUGUAGAAAACGGCAUCGCCACAUCGAGUAGCAAUAGCGGAGUGGAAGUGUCAUUGAAAGAUCCUAUUCGUGAUCAAAUGAGCACGUAUGUAAGGGCAAUGCUCAAUCACGGACUCAGUCUUUCCUUCUUACAAUCCGUAAAACAGGGCAAUGAUUGGAACUAUCUGCGUGCUUUGAACGAUAUUGAUAGGUUGAAUCAAGAUCGAAAAGAGAAAGUAUUGUCACGAGUGAAAUGGGUCGAAAGAUACAUUGAUAUGUUGCAUUUCUAUUCGAGUUGUGUUGCGUGUGAUGCUGAAGGAGGCGGUCUUAAUUGUCAGGCAUGUGGCAAACGACCAGUUGAACGUGUUGUACAGUUAUUUUCGAAUGAAGGUUACGAUUACGAUACAUUGGAGUCAGAAGAAAUGCGCUAUACGGGAUCUGGUUCGCCGAUGCCAGCAAUGGAAUAUUUGGUAUGUUCAUUGUGUGCAAAGUUGUCAUUAACUUACCACAAAUUGCAUCAUAUGCGCUAUUUAUUGCUGAAAAAAUGCGAAGACCAGGUGAUUGAUUUAUUUUGUUGUGCCUUAUUUAUUGCACUAUCACCAGUGAAUUUUUGUCAGACUCUAAGUGCCGAUUAUUUUAUUCACGCUGAUGAUCUUAAGGAUCAAGAUGCAGUUGUUGAGAAUUGUAUGAGGAACACAAAGUGGUUGCAUGCGACUAUUAACGAAUACGCUGAUCUAUGGAGAAAAAUUGAGUUGAACGACUGCUGA
Anisakis simplex (herring worm) is the source of this 4083-nucleotide messenger RNA. NCBI's taxonomy places the organism in Eukaryota, Metazoa, Nematoda, Chromadorea, Rhabditida, Anisakidae. The record is from the annotation of a GenBank genome assembly.